AUGGGGAAGUGUUUGGGCAUCUCUGUUAGGCCUUCCUUUAUCACCCAAAGGGUCAGAGUGAUGUGGAAACUUAGAGGCUCUCUUGAGGUCAUCGACUUAGGAAAAGAUGUCUAUCUUUUUCGUUUCUCAGUCACAGAAGAUUAUGAGCGUGCCCGUCUUGGUGGUCCUUGGUUUGUUCUUGAUCACUAUUUGAUGCUUACUAAAUGGAAACCAAAUUUCCGACCAUCUAUGAAUCCAUUUAAUAGAAUGAUGGUUUGGAUUCGAUUCCCGAAACUUCCAGUUGAGUACUACGAUAAGCUAGCCCUAUUUGAAGUUGCUAAAACAGCAGAAAACCCAAUUCGAGUUGAUUAUGCUACUGAUCAUCUCACUCGUGCCAGAUAUGCCAGAGUCUGUAUUGACAUUGAUCUUACCUUACCGUUAGUUAACUCAAUUUGGGUUAGUAAUGGGUGGCAACAAAUAGACUAUGAAAACAUACACUCACUAUGUUUUAAUUGUGGAAUUAUAGGCCACCUAAAAGAAAAGUGCUCACUCAACAACAAAGGGAAACAAUUUGUUACUCAAGCUCCCCUCCAUUCCACCGAGGCCUCAACUUCCAAAUCCACUAACCUUAGCCAUACAAAAAGUGGGCCUACUACUAUUACCCAAGCCCAGCACAUGGAACCAACCUCUUUGUCAAACUCCACUGAGAUUUCUUUACCCCACUCCAUUGAAACAUUUGAUUGA
Chenopodium quinoa (quinoa) is the source of this 723-nucleotide messenger RNA. RefSeq lists its product as uncharacterized. The record is from RefSeq and is a predicted model, not a curated record. NCBI's taxonomy places the organism in Eukaryota, Viridiplantae, Streptophyta, Magnoliopsida, Caryophyllales, Amaranthaceae. Gene Ontology annotation, molecular function: zinc ion binding; nucleic acid binding. The transcript has a single exon. Bases 1 to 723 code for a protein of 240 amino acids.